CUAUUUUGGGUGUAGGAGCGCGGAGGGAGGAGGGGCGCCGGCGGGCUGGGCGCGGGCGCGCGGGGAAAGCCUCCAGCUCGGGCUGCCACGGCAACCGCGUCCAGGCAACGCGCCCGGAAGCAGCUCUGGGCGGCGCGCGGCGGCUCGCGCCCUUCCCCGGGUGGGGGAACCGCGAACCCCCGGCCGGGCCGCGCGCGCGCCGACUGGAGCGCGGGCCCGUAGCCGGGUUCGCCCCGCACAGCCCCGUGCUCGCGGCCACCACAUCCAGAGCGCCAGCGACGACAUGGGCAGCCGCGGCGCGCCCGAUCCGCGCGCGGAUGUGAAUUAUUAAAAAGAAAAUGGCCCAACAGGACACUGUAUUUCCUUCUCUUGUCACCCAGGAAGGGUAUACUAUCUGGAAAAUAUGCAUCUAAGGCGAGUGAGGACCAUGCCCCGACACAGCCAGUCCCUGACCAUGGCACCCUAUUCUUCUGUGAGCCUGGUGGAGCAGCUGGAAGACAGGAUCCUCUGUCAUGAGAAAACCACGGCAGCCCUGGUGGAGCAUGCCUUCCGCAUCAAAGACGACAUCGUCAGCAGUUUGCAGAAGAUGCAGAACAAAGGGGGAGGGGACCGCUUAGCCAGGCUGUUCUUGGAAGAACAUAUCAGGAAUAUAACUGCUAUCGUGAAGCAACUGAAUCGGGAUAUCGAGGUUCUCCAGGAGCAAAUCCGUGCCAGGGACAACAUCAGCUAUGGAACUAAUUCUGCCUUAAAGACGCUGGAGAUGCGCCAGCUCUCUGGCUUGGGAGAUCUUCGAGGAAGAGUUGCGAGGUGCGACGCCAGCAUAGCCAGACUCUCGGCAGAGCAUAAGACGACCUACGAAGGCCUCCAGCACUUGAACAAGGAGCAGCAAGCAGCCAAGCUGAUCCUGGAAACAAAAAUCAAAGAUGCAGAAGGACAGAUUUCUCAGCUUUUGAGCAGAGUGGACUUGUCCAUCUCAGAGCAGAGUACCAAACUGAAGAUGUCCCACAGAGACAGCAACCACCAGCUUCAGCUCCUAGAUACUAAAUUUAAAGGUACAGUCGAGGAGCUCAGCAACCAGAUUUUAUCUGCCCGGAGUUGGCUGCAACAAGAACAAGAACGGAUAGAGAAAGAACUUUUACAGAAAAUCGAACAUCUUUCCUUGAUUGUUAAGGAAAACAGUGGAGCCAGUGAAAGAGACAUGGAGAAAAAGCUCAGCCAGAUGUCAGCCAGGCUUGACAAAAUCGAAGAGAGCCAGAAGAAGAACGUGGAAGGACAGAGAACGAAGCCGGAAGAGGAGAAGGUGCAUGGACGGAUCAGCAAACUGGAGUUACAGAUGAAUGAGGACAUGAAGGAAAUGAAAGCAGAGGUUAAUGCUGGGUUUACAGCCAUCUACGAAAGCAUAGGAUCCCUGAGGCAAGUGCUGGAGGCCAAGAUGAAGCUGGACAGGGACCAGCUACAGAAGCAGAUCCAGCAGAUGCAGAAGCCAGAAACUUCCAUGUGAAGAGGGCUGGGACGAGAACCUGGCAGGAGAAGAGAUAGCCUGUGGGACUAAGAACCAGACACCUUUGCAGCUGGACCAUGGCUGCGUUCUGGAUCCCAUCCAGGGUGUGCAUGUGCCAAGAAACAUGUUCUCAUGGGUCUAAACGUUUACCUUAUUGAAAACACCUUUAUUCAAAAGUCUUCAGUACAAUUUUUACAACUGUAUUUCCCUAUCUAAGUGCAGUUGAGCCCUAUGCCCUCAGAUUUUGAAAGGCUUUUAUGAAUGAAAAGAAUUUAUUUUCAAUGCCUGAUGCUCUAGCCAAGACUACUAUUUUGGGGGGAAAAAACCUGCCAUGGUGUUUUUUUUAAUUAAGAAAUGAAUAAUGUAUUGCUUCUCACCCUACAUUAAGAGAAUGGCCUGGUAGAUUAGAAUUCAACUUGAAGUCCA
Microtus oregoni (creeping vole) is the source of this 1927-nucleotide messenger RNA. RefSeq names its product family with sequence similarity 81 member A (gene Fam81a). Lineage: Eukaryota; Metazoa; Chordata; Mammalia; Rodentia; Cricetidae. The coding region runs from base 404 to 1501 and encodes 365 amino acids. The transcript is spliced from 9 exons. The record is from RefSeq and is a predicted model, not a curated record.